AUGAUUUGGUCAGACAAUCGAACGGUCCCCAUCAAAAGAAAACAUACUCCCGACCCAAGCGCAAGCAUAAGCUUUUUUUUUUCAUGUCUGAUUAAAUUCACCUUACGUUUUCUUGUCCCAAAAAAGAAGGGAAAUAAAAAAACAUUUUUUUUAUCAUUUUUUGUUCGAAAAAUGGCUGCAACCACACUCUCCGUCCGGUCAAACCGUCUCACUCCAGGCACCCCUAUUCCCAGACCGCCGGUCAACCUCCCCACCCAAACCUACCCUUCUUUUAAACCCACAAAGACCGAGCCCUGGAGAACCACCACAAUCGUCCACUCCCGGCGAAUAUUAGCAGCUCGAGCUGGUUCACCAGCUGAUGACUCGGCUCCCUUCGAGAUGUCUGUUGAGAACGCGCUCAAGCUCCUUGGGGUCUCCGAAAAUGCUUCUUUUGAUGAUAUUCUUCGCGCUAAGAAUUCGAUUGUUGCCUCUAUUAAGGAUGACCAAGAAGCUAUCGCUCAGGUUGAGGCUGCGUAUGACAUGUUGCUUAUGCGAAGCUUAACCCAACGACGAGCCGGAAAGGUGGUGGACAGAAGCAUUAGAUAUGCAGAUGUUAAACCUGUUAAUCCUUCCGGGGUGGGAUCGAUGCCACGGUGGGUGCAAACAACUGUGAAGAAUUUACCCGUUUCAGUUGUAGCGCCGGUUACAAGCGAAUUGGGCUUACAAGCUGGUGUAUAUGGAGCUCUUAUGGUUCUGACGUAUGUGAAUGGAGCUUCUACGUCCUCUGUGGUUCCUUACACCGGACCUGAUGUUCCCGGGCUUAUCUUAGCAAGUAGCUUUGGGGCUUCCUUAUAUUUUAUGACCAGAAAGAAUGUCAAGCUAGGUAAGGCUACAUUGAUUACUAUAGGGGGGCUUGUUGCUGGUGCGGUGGUGGGAUCAGCUGUUGAAAACUGGUUGCAGGUAGACAUUGUCCCGUUGCUUGGGAUACAUUCUCCGGCUACCGUAGUUAGUGAAUUCAUACUCUUCUCUCAGUUCUUGGUUUCAAUGUAUCUAAGGUAGGAAGGAUGUUUCUGGAAUUUAAAUUGUAAAACCUGUAAUUAUUCAUUUGCAUGAUCAUAAUCAAGCUUUUCUAGGAUGUGUAUCAUUGCAUGUUGUACAAAACUACUAAUAGAAGAUAGUGAAACUUCGAACCCUCUCGAAUUCUGCUCAAAA
This is a messenger RNA of Gossypium arboreum, 1191 nucleotides long. RefSeq names its product protein CHAPERONE-LIKE PROTEIN OF POR1, chloroplastic-like. Gene Ontology annotation, cellular component: chloroplast membrane. The transcript is spliced from 3 exons. The coding region runs from base 1 to 1038 and encodes 345 amino acids. The record is from RefSeq and is a predicted model, not a curated record. Lineage: Eukaryota; Viridiplantae; Streptophyta; Magnoliopsida; Malvales; Malvaceae.